Exophiala oligosperma is the source of this 1328-nucleotide messenger RNA. RefSeq lists its product as uncharacterized. The record is from RefSeq and is a predicted model, not a curated record. The transcript is spliced from 3 exons. Bases 93 to 887 code for a protein of 264 amino acids. NCBI's taxonomy places the organism in Eukaryota, Fungi, Ascomycota, Eurotiomycetes, Chaetothyriales, Herpotrichiellaceae. Gene Ontology annotation, cellular component: endoplasmic reticulum membrane; endoplasmic reticulum.
GUUCGCUGCACACCAGUCUGUCCUUUCCCACCUCACCACACACGCUCCCAGUACCUUCCUUCACCUUCUCUUCGUGGACACAUCUCUCCAUCAUGGUUCGAUUCUUGGAUCUUGCUCUCCUCCUUUUUGGCUUUCAAGCCGCCGGAGUCUUCUCCCAGGCGCCCGACAGCGUCGAUGAGGAAGUUGAGGACCCUUCAACCAGCCCAUCUCUCGCUGUGACUGUUGAAGCCAGCUUUCCCAAUGCCGAGAUCUUCGGUAUCAAGCUUGUUAAUGGCAAGCCCACCGAAGCCGUCCUUUCCUUCAUGAACGAGGAACCAGAUCCAGUCACCAUUCAAUUUGUCGGUGGCAGUCUGUGGACUCCGGACCUCGCAAACCCUCGCAUCGUCCGAAACCUGACCACCGCCCAAUAUGCUGUUGAAAUCACCCCCGGCGAGAAGCAAAGUCUUCCGUACACCUUCCAAACCAACAUGCACCCGCAAGACCUUCGACUGAACUUGGCUGCUGUCGUAAGCUCGCACAAUACAUUCUACACUUUGCAGGCCUUCAAUGGCACUGUCUCUGUGGUUGAACAAGACGCGAGCAUUUUCGAUCCGCAAAUUCUGUUCCUGUACUGCUUCCUCCUCGCCUGUGCUGUCGGUGUCGGCUAUUUCUUCUACACCAUCUGGAUCGUUCCAUACUUCCCCCAGAAGCGCAAGCAAACUACCAAGAAGGCACCUAUCAAGAAGAUCGAGGUCGGCUCGGUUCAAUCCGACAACGAAGGUCCAGCAAUCUCUACCGGUGCUAAGACAUAUAACGAGGAAUGGAUCCCGACCCAUCACAUUCAACGCCCCGAGGCUCGUCGUGUCAAGAGUGGCGGCAGACCAAAGAGCCGUGGAAAGCCCGAGUAGAAAAAGCAAUACAUUACGCGCAAUUUCGUCGACAUGAUGUUGCUGUAUAUUUUCAUACUUCUCCUUCUGCUUUACAUUAGGCAGGAGAGUGACACAGUGGGAUGGAAAAAGGGCAGCAUUUGGACAUUCGAGAGAGCUACGCAUGGACGUGGGGUUUGCAUUUUGACCGGAAAAAAGGGGUGCGGUGCGACUUUGCAAUAUCGGAAACAUGGACAAUUGUACAGACUAUGUUGGAUGACGUUUGACUGCACAUCAAGAACUGAGAUACCGACAGAGUUCGGAUGAUUAAGUGCAGCAAGAGAGAAAACGUAGAGAAAAAUCAUUGGUGCGCAAGGCAGAUGAAAAAAUAACAUAAAAUGAGACAAGAGACAGCUUUAACAUUCUUCAAACGUCAAGAAACAAGUUAAAAAUCUAGUACUACAGUAAGGUAGGUGAGUCUGG